AUGGUUUCGAGUGAUGGCGAUGCCUUACCGUUUGCUGACCGUCAGAGAUCCUCCCAACUUCUCUCAGCGGCGGAUCACUGGAGAUCUGUAAGAGAAUCGGUGCUAUCACCCACUCCAUCUGUUUAUCAUGAUGCUCAAAACCGUUCCGGACUCGCGGCAGAAGAGGAACACGAGAUCAUUUCGCAGGCCCCGAGUGAGUCGGGGGAGUCUUUUGAGACUGCGACUUCGGCAAAUCAGUCAUCCGCAGCGCCUUCGUUCGAUACAUGUACCCAGGAGGUUCGAAGACAGCGAUCCAGAAGCCAAGAACACAUUGAAAUUAUACCGGAGAACGACGAGCCAGUAUCGAGAAAAGGAAUUCAGUAUGAAGACACUGUCAAAGGUUGUGGGUACCCGGAAAUACCAGACCCGGAAGAUUCAGCGCGGAUUCUCAAGCCCACAGACUUACGAAAACAACGGAUUCUAUUCCUCGGUAUAAUUCUCAUCUUAAAUGUCGGUUGCGCCUGCGGCGCAUUGUUUGGCAAUCAAAACGUCUGGGUCCUCUGUUUCAUAUUAUUUGUCAAGAGCAAGGAUGUUCUUUCGGUCAUCCUAUCAGUGGUCUUCUUAAUGCUCAGAGAAGUAUACGCAUAUUUCAAGCCACCACUCGAGAUUCCGCGACAGUGGAUUCUCACGUUAAUACCAACUUUCUCUGAAAGUGAGGAUCAAAUCGUCAAAACUAUAUACUCUCUCCGCGACAACGACGUAUAUCCUCACCGCCAAGUCAUGGUAGUGGUACUCGAUGGCAGACCAAGAGACGUUAGACGCCACAUGACAUUCAUUGUACGAGAGUUUGAACGGCCUUAUGUUUCCCUCAAGCACAGACGUGGUGUAUUAAAGAUCGCUGCCGGCUUCAUGCAGGAUGUUCCUGUGAUAGUUAUUGAGAAGGUCAAAAACUGUGGUAAAAAGGAUUCCUUGGUCUUAUGCCACGACCUGUUCAAUGUACCGCGGGAGAACAUACCGUACUACACAAGGCUCCUACGGCACGAGAUCUGGACCGGAGUGCUACCUAUACUUACGGAGGGCCAAGGUUUCGACCAUUUUGACAUGGUCUUCUGUACCGAUGCCGACUCAACAAUCCACAAGGGAGCGGUAGCAAGCCUAGCAAAUGCACUUGUUAAAGACAAGAAUGCAAUUGCAGCUUGUGGUUUGGUAUUUGUAGAGAUAGAACCAGGCUUUGAGUGGUCUUUUUGGAAUAUUUACCAGCAAUUUCAGUAUGCAUUUGGCCAGUAUGUACGGAGAAGGGCUGAGGGCUUCAUUGGAAAGGUCACCUGUUUACCAGGAUGUAUCACCAUGAUAGCAGUUCGGGAAGAGAUGGCCGGUGCCAUUAGAAAAUACGCGGAGCCAGUAACCAUAUACCCUGUGAUCUACCAUCAGGUUCAAUACCUCGGCACUGACCGGCGGCUGACUUAUGCCAUGCUCUCGCAAGGCAGACACCUGCACACUCUUUUCGUCCCCGGAGCAAUAAGCGAGACUAUAGCUCCGCAGUCACUGCAGCAUUACCUCAGCCAGCGUCGACGCUGGGGCUCAAAUGCCUAUUUCAACAAUUUCUUCUACUGCUUUGGAGAAAAGAUUAUACUAGCCACGCGAUUUGCGGCUCUUAUUGAAGUGGUGCGCAUGACAACGAUAUACUAUCGUAUUAUGAACACCUGCUUGUUUAUCAAAGGACUCAUAACCGAAGACUUUGAUCUUAUCCAGCUCGUCCCCUUACUGAUCAUCAGUCAGGUUCCGAAUAUGUGGUUCAUCUCUAUGUUGUUCAUACAACCAGAGCUGAGAAAACGAUCAUUCAAGCUUUUAAUCGGUUACGUUCUCAACAAGCUGGUAUCUCCGUUCUUGUCCAUUGUAAUUUUCACAAAGGUGGUACGACAUUUGGGUACGCAAGUAUGGGGCGUAUCUGGCAUUACUGCUUCAUCCGCACCAGCUGCCACAUCUGUAGCAGAGCAAGAGGGUGAUAUUGCACCAUCAGCAGCAGAGAAGGGUGUAUCAAAAGCAUCGCUGGCAAUGACUUUGGACGACGCCAAAAGCGGAUACAGCGAAUAUUGGGAUCUGGAGUCCACCCACGAGCUAUUGUGA
Aplosporella prunicola CBS 121167 is the source of this 2106-nucleotide messenger RNA. Its product is annotated as glycosyltransferase family 2 protein. Gene Ontology annotation, cellular component: cell septum; cell periphery. The transcript has 4 exons. The record is from RefSeq and is a predicted model, not a curated record. The coding region runs from base 1 to 2106 and encodes 701 amino acids. NCBI's taxonomy places the organism in Eukaryota, Fungi, Ascomycota, Dothideomycetes, Botryosphaeriales, Aplosporellaceae. Gene Ontology annotation, molecular function: chitin synthase activity.